AUGAGAGAAAUGGUUUCCGAUAUUGUUCUACAGGUGGGCUUGAUGCUCCUCCUCGCCUUCAUCUUCCUUCUUAUGCACAACAUCCCCCAAAAAGCUCUUUCCUAUCUCCAAACUCUCCGAUCCCGAUCCCAAACUCAGGCUAAGCGCCACUUCGUCCGUGGUGCUCAGCUCCUGUCCCAAGCGCAAGCCCUAGCCGCCAAGGACCAGACUGCUGCCGCCUUCUCGCUGGCCAAGUCGGCCGCCGACGAGGCCGACCGCGCCAUCUCGCUGGACGCCAAGGACGCCGCCGCUCACAUCCUCAAGGCCCUGGCGUUCGAGAUCCAGGGCUACAGGACCUCCGCGCUAGACUCGCUAGACGCUGCGUUGUCGCCGAUGGCGGCGCGGUCGCUCACGAAGGAGGAGAGAAGCGAUGCGCUAUUGAAGAGGGCGGAGCUGAAGGUGGCUUUGGGUGCGAAGGAGCGGGUGGACUCGGCGAUCGCCGAUCUGGUGGAGUCGGUGCGGCUGAAAGACGAUAACGCCAAAGCGUACAUUGUGUUGGGGGAAUGCUACGAGAUGAAGGGAAUGGCAGAGGCGGCGAGGAAGGCUUACGAGGACGCGCUUAGGGUGGAGCCACGGGCGGCCGUGGCUCGGGAGGCCGUCGAGCGGUUGGGGUCGUCGUAG
This is a messenger RNA of Diospyros lotus (date-plum), 660 nucleotides long. RefSeq lists its product as uncharacterized. Lineage: Eukaryota; Viridiplantae; Streptophyta; Magnoliopsida; Ericales; Ebenaceae. The record is from RefSeq and is a predicted model, not a curated record. Gene Ontology annotation, molecular function: protein binding. Bases 1 to 660 code for a protein of 219 amino acids. The transcript has a single exon.